AUGCCAGCAAUGGGCAAAUUUUCUUUGCCACCCCCGCUGAAUGCUGCAGACGAUCCUGCAAUCAAGGCGACUGCACUGUACAUGAUUUGCAGUGUUGGCAUGGUGGUCGCAAACAAGGAGGCAGCUACCCAGACACAAGCGGGAACCAUCCUACUGGCAAUGCAACAAUGUGCCACCAUCACCGUGGCCGGAGUAUUGCACCUGGUUGGAGCCAAAUUGAUACGAGGGAACUUUCACGCAGUUAUCCGCUGGACACCGAUUGCAGUGCUGUCAGGGCUCAACCUUUGGACAGGCAUGCAAGCUUUGAUGUAUACAACAUUGUCAACUUUGACUGUCAUCAGAAAUGCGAGCCCCUUGAUACUGCUGGGCGCCGAGCACUUUAUGUUCGGCGUGGCAAUCACAAAAGAUGCUAUUGUCUCUUUGGCAAUCAUUCUGCUAGGUGUUUUGAUCUACUGCUCUGAUGAUAUUUCCUCCCAGGAGGCCUUGGGCAUUUUGUUUGUCAUUCUGGAUGCCUUUAUCGUUUGCUUGGACCGCUUGGCACAGCGAUAUCUUCUCCAGGAGACGCCUGUGAACUUGUCCAUUUCUGCCUUGGUAUUGGUAUCCAACAUAGUGGGUCUUUUCUUCUCCCUGGCUUUGCUCUUCUACCCCAUGCAUGCUGAAUUACAUGAGACUGAAUGGACCAUGCCGGGGAUAGCAUGGGCCUUGGCAUCUUGCUUCGGAGGUGCUGCAAUUGCUUAUGCAGGCAUUGGCUUAUCCCGGAAUUUAAGCGCUACGGGCGCAUUGGUGGUCACUAAUAUCGAUAAGGUUUUGGUGCUUCUGUACGGCAUUUUGAUGCUGGGCGACCGCUUCACCACUCCAAAGAUAGUUGGUGGUACUCUGGCUUUGCUGGGAGGUAAGCUGGAUGCAGACGGAAGUGGACAGCUAUCUCGACAGGAGCUGCUAAGCAUCAUCCUGCGUUUAGAGCCAGGCCUGUCUCCUGCAGAGCAAGAGGCAAUUUUUCAGCGGUUUGAUGCUGACGGAAGUGGGUGCGUUUCUUGGGCUGAGUUCUGGGAGACGAUCCAAGGCACUGAGUACAGCAAGCACAUGAGGGAUCACGAGGGUAUGCUUCUACUUUUGCCAGGUACUGUACACAAGGAUGCCAUCAACCACACACAAACUUGCGGACACGUCCACGUCACGCCCCUAAAAGUCCUUCCACAUAUAUGGGUACUCUAG
Molecule: messenger RNA, 1215 nt
Organism: Durusdinium trenchii
Lineage: Eukaryota; Dinophyceae; Suessiales; Symbiodiniaceae
Source: the annotation of a GenBank genome assembly